Messenger RNA from Pyricularia oryzae 70-15, 1395 nucleotides. Its product is annotated as exopolygalacturonase. Bases 1 to 1395 code for a protein of 464 amino acids. The transcript has 5 exons. The record is from RefSeq and is a predicted model, not a curated record. Lineage: Eukaryota; Fungi; Ascomycota; Sordariomycetes; Magnaporthales; Pyriculariaceae. Gene Ontology annotation, biological process: carbohydrate metabolic process. Gene Ontology annotation, molecular function: polygalacturonase activity.
AUGAAGCUCUCGUCGCUCCUCGCCAUGCUGGGCGUGGCCACCACGGCCACGGCGUUCAUGCCAGCGGACCGCCCCCGCAACGCCCAGGAGUUCCGGGCCAAGCACCCGGUCGCGAGGCGCGCCGACUCGGGCUGCCGUCGGCGCUUCACGCCGCGGGCGUCGACGCACGACCUGGACGACGUCUCGGCCGAGUUUGAGCAGGCCGUGCGCGACGCCAACAACGGCGGCACCGUCCACCUGCCCAAGGACCAGCUGUUCGUCAUCGGCAAGCCGCUGGACCUGACCUUCCUCAACGACAUCCACGUCAAGCUGGAGGGCACCAUCAGGUUCACCAACGACACGCCGUACUGGCAGGCCAAUGCCUUUUACCACCCCUUCCAGCGCUCCCUGAUGUUUUGGAAGUGGGGCGGCAAGGACAUCAAGAUCUAUGGCGAGGGGGUCUUGGACGGCAACGGGCAGAGGUGGUGGAAUGAGUUUUCUGGACUGGAGAUUCUCGACCCAGACAACCCAUACCUUCGCCCGGUGCUCUUUUACGCCGAAAACACAACCAACCUGCACGUUGAGGGAAUCUUUAUGAAGGACUCGCCCGUCUGGCACAAUUUUGUCGUCACCUCCAAGGAUGUCACAUACAAAGACGUCAUCAUUGAGGCAAUCUCCAACAAUGCCACCUCCCCGCCCAAGAACUCGGACUUUUUCAACUCGCUCAACGUAGACGGCGUCACCGUGGAGCGCGUCUGGGUCAACAUUGGAGACGAUUGUUUCAGCCCCAAAAGCAACACGUCCAACGUCCACGUCAACACCAUGUACUGCAACGGAACUCAUGGGCAGUCCAUGGGCUCGCUGGGACAGUACGAAGGAGAAGUUUCCAUUGUCGAGAACGUUUUGAUUGAGAAUGUUGCCUUGUUAAAUGGUGACAAUGGUGCCAGACUCAAGAUCUGGGCUGGCGAGUCUGUUGGUUCAGGCUGGAUCCGCAACGUCACUUUCCGCAACUUCUACGCCGCCAACCUCGACUUUGUCGCCCGCCUCGACUCGUGCUACUUCAACAUCCCCAGCGAGACCUGCAACCGUUUCCCCUCCAAGAUGAGCAUCCAGGACAUCACCUUUGAGAACUUUAGCGGCACCACCAGCGGCAAGAACGGCGACGCCGUCGCCCGGCUGACCUGCUCCACCAGCCCCGACGCCGUGUGCGAGAACGUCGUCUUCAAGAACUUCAACAUCACGAGCCCCUGCGGCGGAGCGCCCGUGGUCAUCUGCGACGGCAUCACGGGCCUGCAGCACGGCUGCGUGGCAUUUGACAGUGCCGAGGCAAAGGCUGCCAUGGAUAACAAGUGCAAGGCGCCUGUGGCCAGCAUCGAGCCGCCGUGGCCGGUCAGGGACUGGAGGAACAGCAAGUAA